CAGAACUACUCCAUCCCCGACCCCCGUCUCACCGACCUCGGCAUCCAGCAAUGCGGCCAGCUCCGCCACAACCUCUUCCAGCGCUUCUCGUCCUUCCAGGGCCGCAUCGCCGUCGUUGCGAGCCCCAUGACGCGCACGCUGCAGACGGCCAGUUUGGCGGCCGAUUGGCUUGUUGAGCGCGGUAUCAAGAUUGAGGCGGACGCCGAUUGGCAGGAACUCUCAGCGAAGCCCUGCGACACAGGCACUCCCCUCUCCUACCUCCCCCUCAUCAAAGACAACCAGACCAAACACCAAUUCUCAUCCCCCUGCUACGACUUCUCCGCCGUAUCGCCUCUCUGGCCGGACAAGACCACGUCUCCCGCCGCUAGAGAUCUCUUCGGCUACACCCGCUCUGCAGUUCUGCGCCGCGGCCGCCGCGCUCUCGAGAAGCUGAGCAAGAGACCAGAGGACCUGAUCUUUGUGUUUUCGCACUCGGCGUUUUUGAGGUCGGGGGUCUCGGGGUGGUGGUAUUACAAUGCGGAUUACCGCAUCUUUACGUUUGAUGAGCAACUAGGGCUGAAGAUUGAUGAGUCGACGCUGGAAGGGGGCAUGGGAUGGUCGUGGAAUAAGAGGGCUGAGCUGGGCAGUGAGGUUCCGGAGGAUGUGGAAGAAGUAGUU
This is a messenger RNA of Trichoderma virens Gv29-8, 657 nucleotides long. RefSeq lists its product as uncharacterized. Gene Ontology annotation, cellular component: cytoplasm. Lineage: Eukaryota; Fungi; Ascomycota; Sordariomycetes; Hypocreales; Hypocreaceae. The annotation marks the transcript as partial. The transcript has 2 exons. Gene Ontology annotation, molecular function: phosphatase activity. The record is from RefSeq and is a predicted model, not a curated record.